AUGGCAUCCUUUGCUCGCUGGUACAACGCCAAGCUGGCUUCACGGCCUUUCCUCACCCAAAGCAUCACUACAGCAGCAUUAUUCGCUACCGGUGACAUCGCAGCGCAGCAGUUGGUAGAGAAGAAGGGGGCAAAAGACCACGACUUUGCCCGUACAGGCCGCAUGACUCUCUAUGGUGGCACCGUCUUUGGCCCCGUUGCCACCUUCUGGUACGGCUUUCUAGCGCGCAGGGUCGUCUUCCAAAGCAAGAAGAUCGAGACGAUUGCCCGCGUCACCUGCGACCAGACCGUCUUUGCACCCGUCAUGAUUGGCGUGUUCCUUGGCAGCAUGGCUAAGCUCGAGGGCACCGAUGCCCAGAAGCGUAUCGAGAAGACAUGGUGGCCGGCACUCAAGGCCAACUGGAUGGUUUGGCCUGCUGUUCAAACGAUAAACUUUGCAGUUGUGCCGCUUCAGUUCCGUCUACUCUUUGCCAAUGUGGUUGCUAUCGGCUGGAAUUGCUAUCUGAGCUGGAUCAACAGCCAGUAA
Messenger RNA from [Torrubiella] hemipterigena, 525 nucleotides. The record is from the annotation of a GenBank genome assembly. Lineage: Eukaryota; Fungi; Ascomycota; Sordariomycetes; Hypocreales; Clavicipitaceae.